This is a messenger RNA of Hibiscus syriacus, 435 nucleotides long. Its product is annotated as heavy metal-associated isoprenylated plant protein 28. The transcript is spliced from 2 exons. Bases 17 to 427 code for a protein of 136 amino acids. Lineage: Eukaryota; Viridiplantae; Streptophyta; Magnoliopsida; Malvales; Malvaceae. Gene Ontology annotation, molecular function: metal ion binding. The record is from RefSeq and is a predicted model, not a curated record.
UCUGAAAGAAAGAAGAAUGGGUGACAUGCAGAUAGUUGCAGUAGCUAGCAAGAAAGUGGAGCCGCAGUACGUGGAGAUGAUGGUGCCUUUGUAUUCUUAUGGAUGCGAGAGGAAAGUCAAGAAGACUUUGUCCCAUCUCAAAGGCAUAUACUCGGUAACAGUGGAGUAUGAACAACAAAAGGUGACGGUGUGGGGAAUCUGCAACAAACACGAUGUUCUAUCGACGAUGAGAAGCAAGAGAAAGGAAGCUAGGUUUUGGAAACCAGAAGACAACGUGGAGAUGCAUGAGGAUGAGGCGGAGCCGUCGCCACCUUCUGUUACUCGUAAGGACUUCAAGUUCAACAAGCCUUCAUUGGCAUUGAUGAAGGCUCGAUCUCUAAGCUGGAAAGCAUGGAGAAAAGUAUUUACCCGAUCUUAUUCUUUCUAGUUAAGGAU